AAGCAUGUCGCCUUUGUGGUGUACCGCUGCGUUUGAUACCCGUGUCGUCGUCUAGCUAAAGUCUACGAACCUACCCCCGCUCGCGGAUGUUGCUGGUACUCGCAAAAAUGCUUGGCUUUCGGGUAUAUUAUAAAAGGGAAUCCUUAACUCAGUUACCGUAGACGCCGCGCCCACCUUCGCAAUCGCUACGGAAAGAGAAUAACCGUCGCCGGGCUUCCCCAAUCGGCCCUACCAGCAACUAUUCUUAUAUAGUCUACUGCACUAUUUUAGCACAAAUCCUUCUGCGUGCCCGGAGGCCACACUACCAUGGCCCGCAGCGUUCGUAAGCUGCAGCAUGCGUCCUCGCUCUGGGUCGCCACCACGCUGGUGCUGGGCGCCGCUGUACUCCUGGCAGUUGUCUUGCCGGCUGCUGCUUCGCGUGACUUGUCGACCGUUAUAAAGCGGCAUGCCGCGGUGCAUGGCUUCAACCUGGGGUCGGCCGCAGAGCACCAGGACCAGCAGCGGCAAGUGGUCGAGCACCCCACGGCUGGGGCCAGCAGCAGUCGAGGGUUGCUGGCUGCCAAAAAAGCGUCCCCGCCGCCCCCAAAGCCCAAGUCACCCCCACCGCCAAAGCCUUCUCCACCUUCCAUUGAUGACGAGGGAGCUGGCCCCGCGGACGGCAACCCCAACACCCCCAGCGACCCCAAUGUGGGCCUGCCAACCAUCCCAACCAACAACGAGUCGGCCUACGGUCAAUGGAUCCUGAAAGCAGUGGGCAACAUCGUCGCAGUGCACUUGUGCGCGGUGCCCGGCACUGACAAGUUCUUUUUCAUGGAGCGACCCAGCGGCCGGCACCCGGAUGGCAGCAACAACAUCGCCGGAUACUACGACUACAUGUCGAACAGGUUCACCAACGUCAACUACACGGACUCGGUCUUUUGCGCCGGGCACACGGUGACGCAGGAUGGUCAUGUGCUGGUGGUGGGUGGCCACAUUGCCAAGUCAGGCUACGGUGACGGCCUAAAGGGUCUCCGCGUCUUCUCUCGCCGGACCCUCACCUUCAAACGGAUUGCCAACAUGUCCUACCCCCGUUGGUACCCCACGGCCACGCUGCUGCCCAACGGCAUGGUUACCAUCAUGGGAGGAACUGUGCUGCCGGGAGCAGGCACGGGAAAGAACCCCAUUUAUGAGAUCUGGGACCCCCGCAACCCCGCCUCGACCGUUAAGCGCAACCAGUCGGCCGGCAUGGUCAAGAAUACUAACGACAUCUACUACCCCAACACGUACGUGCUGCCCACCGGCGACCUCUUCCUCUUCUGCAAUCGCUACGGAGAGAUUACUGAGCCGCUGACAGGGACCGUGCGAGCAACGCUCCCCAGCUGGUCGACUCUGGCCAAGGGUGUCUUCACGGAGUAUCCCUUCACCGGCACGAGUGUGAUGCUCCCGCUCACUCCCGAAAACGGCUACACGCCCGAGGUGGUUUACUUUGGCGGGCAGUUCAGCUACGGCUGGAUUAACACCACCGCGAGCAAGCUGGCGCUGCGCAUCAAAGUGCAGUACAAUGAGACAACCGGGAACUACACUUUCGGCGAUGGCUGGACGGCUGAGAAGAUGCCCCUACCCCGCGUCAUGGGCGACGCUAUCGUGCUGCCCAACGGCAAGGUUGUCGUACUGAACGGAGCCAUUAAAGGUCUGGCUGGCGACAGCGCUUCCGGCGGCGUGGCCAAGGCUAACGAACCCAACCUGUGGCCGGUUCUGUACGACCCCACGUUGCCUCAGGGCAGCCGCAUGAAGCUCAUGUCGCGCUCCAUGAUCCCCCGUCUCUACCAUUCCACGGUGGCCCUUACAACGGACGGGUCGCUGCUGGUAGCGGGGUGCGACCGUUGCGACAAGUAUUGGUGGACCACCCCCGGCGGCAUCUCCAAGUCCCCCACCUCUUUCGCCGAGUACCGCAUUGAGGUGUUCCGCCCGCCCUGCUGGUUCAACGUCACCGCCAAGCCAAACAUCAUGUCGCUGGACCCCACCACCUGGGACGAGUACGACGAGGUCCAUGUGAUGCAGUACGGCGCCAACUUCUCGGUGCAGUACAGCAUGUUUUACGAGUCGGACGCGGUGACCUCGGCGGUGCUCGUGUCGCCCAGCUCCACCACCCACUCCACGAACAUGAACCAGAGAGUGGUCGGCCUGAAGAUUGUUGAACACGACACGGUCACGCGCCAGCUUGUGCUGGAGGGCCCUCCCAACAUCAACAUCGCCCCGCCCGGCUGGUACAUGCUGUUCCUGCUCAACGGGGACGUGUACGGCCAGAGCGAGUGGGUGCGCCUGCCGGGAGAUGCGCCGCGCAUGGAUGACUACUUCGCCACGCUGAAGAAGUAAAGCAACCGCGCUUACCGCCUGCAUCCAUUAGCUGGGCUUGGCUUGACGUCACAUGCUUAGAUUCCAGCUGCAAAUCCCUUCUCCCGUGCGGUAUUAUUCUUUAGCUUGUGAGUUGACAUGUUGUGAUUAUCGGGUUCCUGUAACCUGUGUGGAAUUAUUAAGUUUCACCUUGAAGAUAUGCUUGAUGACAUAGAUGACGAAUGAUGUUACCAUCUAUUGUUAGUGUGUGCGUGCAGGAGUUUAGAGCGCAGGUGGGGCAUUGCAGGUGCAGUUUUCCAUUGAUGAAGCACGGAAUAAACGGAGUUAAGCCCAGCAAGCACGAGCUGUGCAUACGGUGCCCCUCCUGUGUCCCCCGGUCGGCGGUGGCCGGUGCGUUGCCUCUUUCCUCUUUCCUCUUUCCAUGCAUACUCUUUCCGGGCAUACCAGCCUUCAUCAAGGUAUGUGACAUUUGGGCGCUAAAAAUUGGCGGUGUGGUGGUUUGCCUUGGCUGUGCGUUGUAGAGAGUGUCAAUUGCGUUCUUUUCAAGUAACUGCAUGCGUCCAUGACUAAGCAAUGGAUGUAAGGGAUGUUCUGCUGUCAGAUACUGCCGGUUGUAAGGCGCAUGGGGAGCUUUCCCCUGCCGCGUUGUGAACUUGUAUACUGCUUUGCGCGCGAGUUGUCGUCAUAUUGCGCACGUUGGCAUGUUGUUCCCUGGCUCACGGAAGGUUUUAUCCUGUCCAAGGGAUGUCAGGAAUGCCUCAUUCUUUACCGGUAUAGCCUCAGUAUCAUCUUGGC
Messenger RNA from Astrephomene gubernaculifera, 3129 nucleotides. Lineage: Eukaryota; Viridiplantae; Chlorophyta; Chlorophyceae; Chlamydomonadales; Astrephomenaceae. The record is from the annotation of a GenBank genome assembly.